Molecule: messenger RNA, 1584 nt
Organism: Eurytemora carolleeae
Lineage: Eukaryota; Metazoa; Arthropoda; Copepoda; Calanoida; Temoridae
Product: transcriptional regulator Erg-like
Biological process (GO): regulation of transcription by RNA polymerase II; cell differentiation
Cellular component (GO): nucleus
Molecular function (GO): sequence-specific DNA binding; DNA-binding transcription factor activity, RNA polymerase II-specific
Source: RefSeq, a predicted model, not a curated record
UGGCCUAUCGGUAUCAGAGGAGGGCGGAGCCUCUGGUUCUCCGGAGAAAUUCGUCCCGUCCCGGCCAGGACGGAUCCAGGCUCCGGGUCCUAAUUCUAACUGCAGGGGAUGGUGGAGGGGGAAUCACAGCCCAGUACACACUCUUCCCUCUAGAGGUCAGCACUUCACUUCCGGUUGAAGAUCUAUUUCCGGAACUGCAUUUUUACUUCCGGUGCAGCCAGCACUCAAUGCAUUUAGUGUUUUUCUAAUCUUGUGGAAAAAGAAAAAAAAACUGAUUUUCUGAAAAAGUUUGAUAAACUACUGAACAUUGGAUACAAAUACAGCAAAAAGAAGAAGCAAGAAGACCAAAAAAGAAAAAAUGAUUUACCGUGAGCCUGGAAAACAAAGUUGGACAGAGCCUUCUUACAAUAUCAAACCAAACAAUAAUUCUAUAGAAAUGCAAAUGGUUUCUGGUGGUUCAGCUGCUGGUCUGCUCGGUCAACCAGCUGGGCAAAUUCAGCUGUGGCAAUUUCUUCUAGAACUUCUCGCCGACUCAUCCAACAUGGCCGUCAUCAGCUGGGAGGGAUCUUCAGGAGAGUUUAAACUAAGUGAUCCUGAUGAGGUUGCAAGAAGAUGGGGGGAGAGAAAGUCCAAACCAAAUAUGAAUUAUGACAAAAUGAGCCGGGCCAUGAGAUACUACUACGACAAGAGUAUAUUAAAGAAGGCACGAAAGAGAUAUACAUACAAGUUUGAUUUCAACGCCCUUAUGCAGAUCUGCCAGGGGCUGGAUCCAUCCCUUGCUUCAUCCUACAAAUACGUAACAGACUUUACAGGUCUUUUAGCCACAGGAUACCCUAGCUAUCCAAAACUGAGUGGGCUUAUCCCCCCCUCCUCCUCCUCCUCUUCCUCCUCCACCAUGUACAACCCCUCACUAAGCUCCAGCUCCCCUUACUGGAGUGUUCCCACCUACUCCUCCGUUAUGUCCAGCAUGUACUCCACGCAGUUCAACGGGGACCUUCAAACUGAUAUUUACAAAGACUCCAGUUUGUACAAAGACUCCAGUGUGUAUAAAGACUCUAAUUUGUACAAAGACUCUGAUUUGUACAAAGACUCCAUAAGUCAAUAUAGAGAAUCAUUGCCUACUUAUAAAGACUCCUCAAGUCUAUACAAAGACCCCAUAAGUCCGUUCAAAGACUCCAUCUCGUACAAGGACUCACUGUUUCCCUAUAUGGAGUCCAAACUCCCUAAAUUGAGUAAUUAUGAGUUGAAGCGAGGGCCCCUGACAGGCCAAUUUACUAAGACACAUUAUCCUACACCCUCACUGUCUAAUAGCAACCCUCCUCAGAAUGCCGCCAAUCUGCCGCCGAGAGAUUUCAUGCAAUUCGGUCGAGAUUUGCCGCCAUUUACUCCGACGGCGGCAAAUUCCAACUAUUUUAUGCCACAAAUUCAUGUUUGAAGAUUACAGCCAACAUUAAUUCUUGAAAAUCCUGUCUUCCUUUAGUUGUGGUAUUGUUGGAGUUUAAUGUACUUUUAUAUUUUGUUAUGUCCCGAGAAAUUGAAAUGUAUCAUUUUGGAUAAAUUUACAAUAAACGUUUUGAAAGCGUA